GCGCAAUGUGAGUCCGCACGAAAAGAACAGCAUCCGUGAGAAAUGUGUUAUGACUUGUGACUUGUGACCAGUUGUAAUGAACCGUGACAGAGGAAGCGCAGUGAUAAUUAUUGAUAGGGAAAAAAAUCAAAGUCUCAGUUGGCGCGAACAUAUGUCAGUGCUUGCAUAUAGUUGUUGCCAGAUAUUUAAUAUUGAAAAUUUCUCGGUAUCUGGCGGCCAAUGUCGAUGUCACUGAGCAUUUUUAACGUCACGGUUCUAAAAACAAAGAUACGAAAACAGGAGCGGUGGAAAUUAUCACGGAUAAAAGAUGCAAUCUUCGUUGCCUGAUCAAAAGAUUACCUGUUUGGGAAAAUGUUUAGAUAACAUGACGAAAGAAGAAUUAAAUGGAAUUACUGAAAAUAUACACAAUACCUUGAUUUGGCCAAAGGGAAAUGAACUUUUCACAAAUUACCUAGAGCAGUACAAUUUUCGAGAUAGUUUGGAAUGCUUGAAUUUAUAUAAUAAAUGUUCCGAGUGUCUUGCAGAAAAGAAGAAACAAUUGAGUAAAAAAAAUUUAAAAGAAUUUGAAUUACUGGAAAGCCUUUUUGUGGAAGUAAGAGCAAUAAAAGAGAUUGUCGAGGAUCUGGAUGGUAUUCCAGAAUUGGAUAUGGAUCUUAUGAAACAAUUCAACGAGGCUUUAAAGACAAGAACCAACAUAGAAUUGCUCGCUGUGUUAGAAGAAACGAGAAUCCGAUGUCGAAAUUAUUUACGAAAAAGUCACGAAGGUUUCAAAGAAUACGUCGUGGAGCAGUAUUCAUUGAAGUUAAAAUGUAAAAAUAAAUAACUCUCUAUAAUCUUUUUGAAUUUGAAAAAUAUUAUAUAAUGUGUAAUUUAGCAAACACAUUGAUCUAUGGAUAUGAACUAACAAUUAAUUCUCAAUUUUUAAGAAUUUUCUAAAAAUCAGUUUUUUAUAUACCAAAGAGUGAUAUAACAAUAAGUACUUCGUUACACUUAAUGGUUAACUUAGUAGUCACGCUAAGUACUUAAGUUACAGUGAAAAUAUAAAAUAAAAUAUUCAAAAAAUACAGAUAUAUGAUUUCGAAGUUACAGGGAGUUAUAGAGGGGUUAAGAUCUAAAGAUCUUUUUCACAUUUUUUCUUUUACAUUUGUGAUAUUUAUGAUAUUUAUGAUAUUUAAUCACAUUUAUUUAUAAUUUACAUGUGCAGUCUAUACGGUACUAUCCAAAGCAUAAUAGUAAUGUUCAAACCUUAGAAAGAUAAGUUGUAGAAAAUCAUUGUUAAUCGUUAAUUUAUACAAAGAUGAUAUGUAUAGUUGACGGAUCAAAUUUAUCUGUUUCUUACUUCAUGUUUGAUCUCGAUUUAUUAAGAGGUACAUACAUACAACGAAGAUUGUGAGUGAGAGAAUAUGAAUUGUAGCUUUUGUUCGAAAACAUCGAAAUUAUUAUUAGAUUAUAUGUUUCUGAUAGUCUGGAGACAUUGUGAAAUUGUUCCUUAUAGUUCAACUAGUCUACACUCAUUGUACUUAAAAUGAAAAAUAUAUGUUUGAAGUUUGAUGAAAGCGAGAAAGAAAGUAAAUGUAGUCCAGUGCAGAGAUAAAUAACAGGUCUUAAAUCGAGAAGCAUCGCUUUGUGAUGUUUCAAUUAAAACUUUCGAGCUUUUAAUACUAUUCCCUACAGUGACAGAAAACACAGAGGCUUAGUCAAGUGAUAUGAACAUUGCAGCUUUAAAGCUCUUAAAGGUGUUUUUCAUGGUGACAGAAAAUACAGACUUAAUAAAAUGAUAUUAAUAAAAA
This is a messenger RNA of Pogonomyrmex barbatus (red harvester ant), 1790 nucleotides long. RefSeq lists its product as uncharacterized. Lineage: Eukaryota; Metazoa; Arthropoda; Insecta; Hymenoptera; Formicidae. The record is from RefSeq and is a predicted model, not a curated record.